Molecule: messenger RNA, 2120 nt
Organism: Papaver somniferum (opium poppy)
Lineage: Eukaryota; Viridiplantae; Streptophyta; Magnoliopsida; Ranunculales; Papaveraceae
Product: UDP-arabinose 4-epimerase 1-like
Exons: 11
Coding region: 488-1726 (412 amino acids)
Biological process (GO): beta-D-galactose catabolic process via UDP-galactose, Leloir pathway
Cellular component (GO): cytosol
Molecular function (GO): UDP-glucose 4-epimerase activity
Source: RefSeq, a predicted model, not a curated record
CGCCUACAUAAACACAGAAGAGAAUCCGACAACUCUCUCUUCCUUUCUUUCUUGUCCGAGUUUCAGUUUCAAGCCACCAAAGACUAGACUCCAUUGACAGAGACAGAGGGUCCUUCCUCUUGUUCAGACUAAUUCUUCCAACUGGUCUCUAUCUCUAUAAAUUUUUUAAUUCUUCAUCUUCUUCUUACGUUUUUACUCAAAAUCAAAUUGGUAGCAGUUACCACCACUACUUUGCAUUAUAAACAAAGUUGACAUUGUUGGUUAGGUUCAAUAACACAUUCUCUGACAUUCAACCAAAAAAAACCCCUUUUAAAUUGGGUUUCAAUUUCAUAGCUUUUGGGGGUAUUCUGAUUUCGGGGUUUGAUCAAAAUUUAAGGUUUUGGGUGGUCUGGAUAAUGCAAGCACUUUCAGAUCAAACUAUAAUCAGAGAUUGAAAAAGGAGGAAGGAUCUUUGUAAUUUGUUGAUUGGUAACAGGGGAUUAGGACUAUGAAUGGUUUAACCAGACCUAGACCUCGGUCAUUCUCAGGCAUGGAUUACCCAGAAACGAAAAAGAAGAGAAAUUUUGCUGGAAAGAUAUUGUUGGCCGCCAUGUUAACUGUUCUGUGCAUAUAUAUUCUGAAGAACUCAUCUAGUUUUACUACCCCAACUCCGUUCUCUCGCCAUGAACCAGGGGUAACUCAUGUUCUGGUAACAGGAGGAGCUGGCUUUAUUGGUUCACAUGCUGCUCUCCGACUUCUAAAGGACUCAUAUCGUGUUACAAUAGUGGAUAAUCUCUCUCGGGGAAACUUUGGUGCUGUUAAGGUUCUCCAAGAGCAAUUCCCGGAACCUGGAAGGCUGCAGUUCAUAUACGCUGAUUUGGGUGAUCCAAAAGCUGUAAAUAAAAUCUUCCGGGAGAACGCAUUUGAUGCUGUGAUGCAUUUCGCGGCCGUCGCAUAUGUGGGAGAAAGCACUCUUGAACCUCUUAGGUAUUAUCACAACAUAACAUCAAACACCCUGGUAGUACUGGAGGCAAUGGCAGCACAUGGAGUGAAGACGCUAAUUUAUUCGAGUACAUGUGCUACGUACGGCGAGCCAUUGAAAAUGCCUAUUACAGAAGAUACUCCUCAGAUUCCAAUUAAUCCGUAUGGUAAAGCCAAGAAGAUGGCAGAAGAUAUCAUACUAGACUUCUCAAAGAACUCAGACAUGGCUGUGAUGAUUUUAAGAUAUUUCAAUGUGAUUGGAUCUGAUCCAGAAGGAAGGUUGGGGGAAGCUCCCAGACCUGAACUACGGGAGCAUGGUCGAAUUUCAGGGGCAUGUUUUGAUGCAGCCUUGGGAAUCAUACCUGGGCUGAAGGUUAAAGGAACGGAUUACAGCACAGCUGACGGAACCUGUAUUAGAGACUACAUCGAUGUUACUGAUCUAGUUGAUGCUCACGUGAAGGCACUUGCAAAAGCACGGCCUAGUAAAGUUGGCAUUUAUAAUGUUGGCACAGGAAAAGGUAGAUCCGUAAAGGAAUUUGUGGAGGCAUGUAAGAAGGCAACUGGAGUAGAUAUCAAGGUUGAUUUUCUUGAACGUCGUCCUGGUGAUUAUGCCGAAGUUUACAGUGAUCCAUCAAAGAUUAACCGUGAACUAAACUGGACUGCUCAGUACACAAAUCUUCAAGAGAGUUUACAAACUGCAUGGAAAUGGCUGAAAUCACAUCAAAAUGGUUACAGAAGAUCAAUGUCCCUGGCUUUAACUUACUGAUACAUUAACAGCUUUAUCUUUAACGGAGAAUUUAAGAUACAACUUUGAUAUCAACUUGCAAGCUACAAGCAGGUUCUGAGCUCUUACCAAAACCAAUUCUUUGUAGAGUGAGUGAAGAAGAUUAAGAGAGGAUGGUCAGAAUUAGGUCAGGUCGAAGAGAUAGAAAUAUAUAUAUAGAGAGAGAGGGAGAGAAGCAGCUUUAAUAAUAUUUUCAUUCAACAGGUAUAGUUUUCGUUAUUCUUAUUAUGAUGUUCAUAACAACCUUGUAGUACACUUUUACAUACUCUAAAAGGAGAACAGCAGCAGCAGCAGCAGCAGCAGCAGCAUUUGUAUUGUGAGCAUCUUUCGUUGUUCUUUAGAUAUUAAUCUAUCUUUUGUUCAGUUCUGCUGUGAA